This is a messenger RNA of Saprolegnia parasitica CBS 223.65, 3753 nucleotides long. RefSeq lists its product as hypothetical. Lineage: Eukaryota; Oomycota; Saprolegniomycetes; Saprolegniales; Saprolegniaceae. The record is from RefSeq and is a predicted model, not a curated record. Gene Ontology annotation, cellular component: membrane. Gene Ontology annotation, molecular function: ABC-type transporter activity; ATP binding; ATP hydrolysis activity. The transcript has 2 exons. The coding region runs from base 1 to 3753 and encodes 1250 amino acids. Gene Ontology annotation, biological process: transmembrane transport.
AUGGCCCGGUACCACUCGAUCGAGGCCGAGCUACCGCCGUCGCACCGCACGCACCCGUCGGCGGCGGCGUCCUGGGCAUCCCGCGCCGUCUACGCGUGGGUCCAGCCACUGCUGUCGCUCGGCAACGACCGCCAGCUGCAGCCCGACGAUAUUUGGCCGCUCGAAGCGCGAUUGCAGUGCAAGACCGUGAGCGCAGCCUUUGAGCCUGCCUUCCGGUCGACCCGCUCGAUUGCCCGUGCUGUGGCCUCCGUGUACGGUGGCCGCCUCCUCGUCAUCGGCCUCGUCCAAGCGAUCACGGUCGGCUGCACCUUGUAUGGCCCGAUCGUGCUCCAGCAGAUCCUCGUCGCCGUCGAGUCGGGCCCGGCCAUGGACGUCACGUACGUGCUCGGGACGAUCGUUGCGCUCUUUCUCGUGCGGUCGCUGCAAGCGCUGCUGACGGCCCACGCGACGUAUGCCAACCAGCUCGUGACCGUCCAGCUCACGUCGGCGCUGCAGCACCUCCUCUUCCAGAAAGCGCUGCUGCUCGACGCCUCGGCGCGCAAGGCGACAACGGCCGGCGAGCUCGCCAACCUCUUCUCGACCGACAUCCAGACCAUCAUCACCUUUUCCGCGGCGUCCAACCAGAUCUGGCUCAUUCCACUCCAAGUCGUCGUCAUCUUGGCCAUGCUGUACCGCGUCAUUGGCUGGUCGACGUUUGUCGGCGCCGGCGUCAUCGUACUCACGCUCGCCGCCAACCAUGUGCUCGCCAACGCCCAGCGCAACGCAUUCAAGACGCUCAUGGCGCAGAAGGACGCGCGCAUGAAGGUCGUCCACGAGGUCUUUGGGUCGAUCCAGGUCAUCAAGCUCAACGCGUGGGAAGAGAAAUUCAGCGACAAGCUGACGCGGCUCCGGGACGCCGAGCUACGUACGAUGCAUCACAUCAUUGUGCUGCAGUCGUGGUUCGUCGCACUCUUGUACGCAGCGCCCGUCGUCGUCUCGAUCGUCUCGCUCGCCAUCUACGCGCUCGUGAUGCGCCAGUCGCUGACGCCGGCGACGGUCUUUACCGCGCUCUCCCUCUUCACACUGCUGCGCGGCCCGAUGAUGUUUCUGCCGCAGAUCGUCGCCAACCUCAUGCAGGCGGUUGUGGCGCUGAAGCGCAUCAUGGAGUUUCUCAACAUGGACGAGAAGGACAAUGAUGUCGUCAAGACACCCGAAACCAUCUCAACGUCGGAACUCAACGCGUAUGCCGAAAAGAAGAUUGACAUUGAGAUUGCCGACGCCACGUUUGCAUGGGACGUCAGUGGCAAGCCGCUCUUCCACGGCAUCAACCUCCAGAUCAAGCGCGGCGAGUUUGUCUUAGUCCACGGCGCGGUCGGCGAAGGCAAGUCGUCGCUCAUGUCGGCGCUGCUCGGCGAGAUGCACAAACGCCACGGGUCGCUCUUCGUGGGCGGGCACGUCGCGUACUUUUCGCAGCAGGCGUGGAUCCAGAACCUCACGAUCCGCGACAACAUCCUCUUUGGCAAGCCGUACGACCGGAAAAGAUACAACGCCGUCUUGGACGCGUGCGCCGACGCCGACAUUUUUCUUUUGGACUCGCCCUUGUCCGCCGUCGACGCGAUCGUGUCGAACGAGAUUUUCACCAAGUGCUUUCUCGGUCUCCUCCGGCACAAGACGAUCGUGCUUGUGACGCACUCGCCCGAGAUCAUUGCGUCCUCGUACAUUGACCGGUCGAUCGAGCUCAAGCAAGGCAAAUUGCUGGUCACCGACGUCGAGAAGCUAGACGCGCCACUCCUUAUCUCGCCACUGAAGGCGCGCGUUGGGUUUGCUGGCAGCGGCGAGUUUACGGACGAAGACGUGUUUGCGUGUCGCCACACGGCGACGCAGCCGUCCUUUGUGUCACCGAAUGUCAUGUCACCGGGCUGCGACAACCUCUUUUGCACGCCGUUCGACGACACGAGCCUCGAGACAUACGACGAGACGACCAUGUCCGGGACGCUCGUGUUCCAGGAGGAGCGCCGCGCCGGCCGCGUCUCGUCGCAUAUCUUCUCCGCGUACCUCGAUGCGAUCGGGGGCUACCCAAUGCUCGUCUUUUGGGCGCUUGUCAUCUCGUCGUGGCAGGUUCUCUCGAUCGCGGGCGACUUUUGGCUCACGAAAUGGAUGGCGGACCCUGAGUACAUUGCGCACGGGCCGUACCACUUGGCGAUCUUCUCGCUGCUGUCGCUCGGCGGCGUGUUCUUUACAAUCCUCCGCACGGCCUCGAUCUUGCUCUCGGGACUGAAGGCGUCCCGACUGCUCUUUGAGAAGAUGACCGCCUCGCUCUUACGCGCGCCCAUGGCCUUUUUCGAUGCGAACCCGGUCGGCCGCAUCUUGAACCGAUACAGCAGCGACCUCGCGACGGUGGAUACGUCGAUCCCGAUGACGCUCAACUCGUUUUUGGCCAUGGUCUUUAUGGCGAUCUUCUGCCUCUUGACGACGAUUGUGGCCGUGCGCAGCCUCGGGCUCGUCCUUGUGCCCAUCGUGUACCUCUACUUUGCAACGGGGAGAGAGUACAUCCACCCCGCCCGCGAGGUUGAGCGCGUCAACAAGGUCACGCGGUCCCCACUGCUGAGUUUGAUUGCCGAAACCAUUGACGGCGCGCUCGUCAUUCGCGCGUUCGGCCAAAAGCAAGUGCGCCGCUUCCAGCGCCUCCAUCACCGCAACGUCGACACCAACUUGGAGGCCGUCGUCGCGGGCCAGGUCAUCACGCAGUGGUUCUCGCUGCGUAUUCAGCUCACGUCGGCGCUGCUCCUCCUCGUCACGUUCGUGUCGCUCGUGUGGGCGCGCUCGGUGCUGAGCCCGGGCUUGAUCGGCCUCGUGCUCAACUACACGUUUGCCGUGCUCCCGUUCUUCGAGUGGAUUGUGACCUCGUGGUCGCAGAUUGAGACGGCCAUGGUCGGCCCCGAGCGUCUCUCCGAGUACGCGGCGAUUGCACCGGAGGCGCCCCGUGUGAUCCACGGAGCGACGGCCCACGACUGGCCGACGACGGGCCAUAUCACGUUUCGCAACAUGAGCUUCCGCUACAAGGAGCACGAUGCGCUCGUGCUCAAGGACGUCAACGUCGACAUUGCGUCGGGCGAGAAGAUUGGCAUCGUCGGGCGCACGGGCGCCGGCAAGUCGAGUCUGACCAUGGCGCUCUUCCGCAUCAACGAGCUCGCGUCCGGCUCCAUCUCGAUCGACGGCGUCGACAUCAAGUCGGUCGGCGUCAAGACUCUGCGGAGUGCGAUCGCGAUCAUUCCGCAAAACCCCGUGCUCUUCAAGGGCACGCUGCGCAACUACUUGGAUCCGUUCAGCGACUAUGGCGACGACCAGCUCUGGGACGCGCUCACCAAAGUCAUGCUCCAGUCGCGCAUCGCGUCGGUCGACGGCCAGCUCGAGAGCCACGUCGAAGAGAACGGCGAGAACUUUAGCGUCGGCGAGCGGCAAAUGCUGUGCAUGGCGCGGGCGCUGCUUCGGCAGGCGCGCAUCGUGGUCAUGGACGAAGCGACGGCUGCGAUCGACCACGAGACGGACCAGAACCUCCAGCGCGUGAUCCGGACCGCGUUUGCGGCCUCGACCGUCCUCACGAUCGCACAUCGUCUCGACACGGUCUUGGACUGCGACCGCAUCCUCGUGUUUGACCAAGGCCGGCUCGUGCAGUGCGACACGCCGCAGCAGUUGAUUGACGACGGCACCGGCAUCUUUUACGAGCUCUGCACCGAAGGCGGGUACCUCGACAAGGUGCUCUCGUCGCCGUAG